Messenger RNA from Chironomus riparius, 594 nucleotides. The record is from the annotation of a GenBank genome assembly. NCBI's taxonomy places the organism in Eukaryota, Metazoa, Arthropoda, Insecta, Diptera, Chironomidae.
AUGUUCCCUACAAAUAGUGUAAACGUGAAGGCUUUAAAUAGUAUUUCGCUUCCUAUUGAGAAGAAAAUCGAGCAAGUGAAGGACGUAAAAAAUGACGAAAUGGAACAUGUGAAUGCAGAUAUAGUUCAAGAAGCUAUUGAGGCUGAGAUAGCUAAUAAGAAGGCAACGGAGGCUAAGACGGCUUAUGAAAUAGCAGCUAAGGUUGAGAGAUUGAGGAUUAAGGAGAUCAUGGAUGCAGCUAUAGUCCAAGAAGACAUUAAGGAACGUGAAGAUGGUGAUUCAGAUUUUAAGGUAGACGGUGGUUUAGGCACUAAGAAAGACGGAAUGGAUGAGUCGACAGACAAAGAAGUCAAGGAAAUCGAGAAAGGGAUAGAAGCUGAUAUCAAGAAGACACCAAUUAUGCCGCCACCUCCCCUAUUAAGAUCUACAACUCGAAGGUUGAAACGAGCCGAAGCAGUAGCAAUAUUGGCUGCUUCGAAUUCAAGUGGUAACGAAAUUACUGUUACUCCAAAGCGUGGUUCAAAGCGUAUUAAAUUAACGCCUAAAGCGCUCGAGAAGAUUAUGUUACAGAAUCAAAAUAUUAAUAAGAAAUGA